This is a messenger RNA of Labeo rohita (rohu), 1073 nucleotides long. RefSeq names its product deoxyuridine triphosphatase (gene dut). The record is from RefSeq and is a predicted model, not a curated record. The coding region runs from base 302 to 964 and encodes 220 amino acids. The transcript is spliced from 6 exons. Gene Ontology annotation, molecular function: dUTP diphosphatase activity; magnesium ion binding. Gene Ontology annotation, biological process: dUMP biosynthetic process; dUTP catabolic process. Lineage: Eukaryota; Metazoa; Chordata; Actinopteri; Cypriniformes; Cyprinidae.
ACACGACAAAACCGCGAAAUAACCGUUAAUAACGGACUGCAGCGCGGCGCUCCGCGAUAUCACAGCCGCUGCAGUAUUGGUGAUUGUUGAAUCCUAUUUUUUAACUCCAUUGAUAAAGAGAGCGUAAUGAAUGUAGUACAUUUAGAAAUAUGUAUGCUAUAUAAUCUGGUGUAUAGAUUAAUAACGACAACUUUAUUUUCGUUCGGCUUCUCCCGAUUAGGAGUCGCCACAACCGCCGGAUCGUUUCAUUUCAUCAUGACAGCUAAUCUUAAUAAACGCCGGCUUUAAAUGCAAACGUUGCAUGUGCUCUUUUGCCGUUAAUACGUCAUGUAGCAGUACCACCACUCAGAAUCCUUCCCGCCCGGGUCAUUCUGACUUACGCGCGCGCGGGAAUCAAGGCUCACAUCUAUUCAGUCACAUCACAUGCUCAGUCACUGCAGCCUCGCGCGUCAGUAAAAUGCCUUGCUCUGAAGUUACAGAAGCGGUUUCUCCGCACAAGAGAAGCAAGAGUGAUGCAGCGAACGGAUAUGAAGAACAAAUGGUGCUGAAAUUCGCCAAACUGACAGAAAACGCCACGACACCGAGCCGAGGAUCGAACCGAGCCGCGGGAUUCGAUCUGUACAGUGCGUAUGACUACAGCAUCGGCCCCAUGGAUAAAGCUCUGGUCAAGACCGAUAUCCAGAUCGCGGUUCCGCACGGAUACUACGGCCGAGUCGCUCCUCGCUCGGGUCUUGCGGUGAAGCACUUCAUCGACGUUGGCGCUGGUGUGGUCGACGAGGACUACAGGGGGAAUCUGGGAGUCGUGCUGUUCAACUUCAACAAAGAGCCGUUUGAAGUGAAGAAAGGCGACCGCAUCGCUCAGCUGAUCUGUGAGAGAAUCUGUUACCCACAGCUGCAGGAGUUACAGACACUGGAUGAUACUGAGAGAGGAGCGGGAGGCUUCGGCUCCACCGGCACCAACUGAAAGUGUUACUGUAUUGAAUAUAAUAUGUAUAGUUUGUUAAAUGUUUAUUUCAAGAUGAGUCAUUUAACUAAUUGACUGUGGAAUAAAGCUGUUUAUACAAAAUGCACAA